AUGGCUCCAUCAAUUCUAGAGAACAGCACUUUUACUCCUUACGCAAGCAAUGCAUCUUCUUCCACAUCAUCCAUGGCACUCGAGACUACGAAGCAUUCACCCUCAAAAAGAGGAUGCCUUGAAUUGUUAUUGUCGGAAAAAUCAGAGGCUCUUGAAGACGUGUUGAAGACAGAAACCCAAGGUGUUAGCUGCAAUGGAGAUUCUAUUGGUUUGGACAAUGCAUUUAAAAUUUUGCAGCUAGCUUGGGCACUCACCACUCGUUGUUUUACCUCUACAAAUUCCCUCCUAUUUGAAUCUGACACCGACUUGGGCUUAUCAAGCCUGAGGGAAUUUUCGACUGGACAGGGAGCACAGCAUGGAAAUGGGCUGUUAACCAUCGAACCUGAUGACACUUUGCGACAAGUCCUAGACAAGCUGGAAACCGUAGAGCGGGGAAUUCGUCAGCGUGCAGUAUCCAACCAAGACGGUCAUAUCGGGACUGAGGUUUUGAAUGACCUCUAUACGACGGCUUUUAGGUAUCGAAACGCGUCAACGUCAAUUUUGGAUAUUAAUCUUAAGGUGGACGUGUUCCUCGACAUUGCGAAAACGAAGGAUGACUGGUUGUACGCUCAGCUCUUUUUUUCGAGCCAGACCAUCUCAGAACCACUUGCGUCAAGUGUCCUACAUACGUUCAACCAAGUUUUAAGAUCGAUACGUAUGUCAUCGGAUCUAGCAGUGGGGGAAGUUAACAUGUGCUCUCCACAUGAUCGAGAACAUAUUUCUCAGUUAACCAGCCAUGUCUCUGACUCCUAUGAGCGGUGUCUUCAUGACAUGGCUCUCGAAUACAGUCGGACUAACCCUGGCGCGAUGGCGGUUGUUUCAUGGGACGGUGACCUGACCUACGGAGAGCUAGACGACUUGACAUCAAGACUCUCCCAUCGCCUGGUUGAGUUAGGCGUGGGCCCCGAAGUCUUCGUCCUCAGCUGUUUCAAAAAGUCAACAUGGGCCAUUGUCUCAAGAUUAUCAAUUCUACGGGCUGGUGGAGCCUAUAUCUCGAUUGAUGCUGCUGACCCUCCAGCCUAUUUAAACUCCGUUAUCCAGCGUGCCAAACCAAAGGUGAUGCUUACUGUUGCCGAAUUCUCCCAGCAAUUCCAAGGGCUUGUUCCGAGCAUCAUUGAGUUGUCCAGAGAGGGGAUUCUGAAUCUUCCAAAAAAAGUCGAGCCAGCCUGUACCACUGUACGACCCAAUAACGCGUGUUUAAUCUUAUUCACGUCGGGUAGUACCGGAGAACCGAAAGGAAUUAUUCAAGAGCACCGAACCUAUGCUACUGCCGUUCGAGACUACGCUCGGAUCCUGGGUUUGGAUACAACCACUCGGAUGUAUCAGUUCGAUGACUAUGCCUUCGACAUCAGUAACAACGACUAUCUUGUCCCACUCUCGGUUGGGGGUUGUUGCUGCGUUCCCCACCCGCAGAAGGCGAUUCACGUUUUGACGAAGCACAUGAACGACCUGGGGGUAAAUGUUUCAUUCCUUACUCCGACAGUUGCCAUUCAAUUUGGUCCUGAGGACGUCCCCGGUUUGAAAACACUUUGCGUUGGCGGCGAACCACCAUCGAAUGACCUGUUAGCUAAAUGGGCAGGAAAAGUGAAACUCGUAAAUCAAUAUGGCAUGGGUGAGGUCGCAACCUUUUGUACAUACAACGAUAACAUGGGCCUGGGCAGUGGUACGAAUAUUGGGCGUACGGGAACAGGUGCUGCUUGGGUUGUUUCCCCGUCAUCUCCGGACUGCCUCAUGCCCGUUGGUUCUAUCGGGGAAAUGAUAAUGGAAGGUCCUCACCUUGCCCGGGGGUAUCUUGACCAAAUUCCCAGGAAAUCUGAAGCCGGCUUCCUACAAUAUACUCCAAAAUGGCUCCACGAAUUGCAUCCCGAGAGAACACUCUCCGCUAGAUUGUAUCGGUCCGGGGAUCUUGUGAAAUAUAACCAUGACGGCACAUUAACCUAUAUUGGACGAAAAGAUACCCUACUGAAGAUUGACGGUGGCAGAGUUGACGCCAUCGAAGUCGAAUACACUGCAAGGAAGUGUCUGUCUCCAGGAGAUUCCAUCGUGGUGGACUUACUUGGUGCCAUCGACGGUGUGGAGAGUCCAAUCCUUACAGCGUUUCUUUACCUCGCAGUCAAUCCCAUGAACUUGGGCAGCAAAGCUGGUCCUAACGAGCCAAUUACCUUUCGAAUGAUUAACGAGAACCAUAACGCAUAUUCCAGAGUCGAAUUAAUCAAGCAGGUGAUUGGCACAUCACUGCCAGACAUUCAAAUACCAACUCUCUUCCUGCUUGUCGACCGGAUACCACAUACAAAGUCGAACAAGACUGAUCGGCGGAAGUUGCACAUGUUGGGCCAAAAUUACUACAUGCCAAUGAGAGAAGCACUCAACGGAGGAGCAACUACAAAGCCAGUCACCCAAGCCCAUAAAGAAGCUCCCGUGAAUACCAGCAAUAGUGCAAACAGGGCAAAGAAACGUCAGGUUCGUGAAUUGGGUGAUGAAGAAUUAAAAUCCAAGACACAAAACCAAAUGUGCUGA
Paracoccidioides brasiliensis Pb18 is the source of this 2556-nucleotide messenger RNA. RefSeq lists its product as uncharacterized. Gene Ontology annotation, cellular component: cytoplasm. Bases 1 to 2556 code for a protein of 851 amino acids. The transcript has 3 exons. Gene Ontology annotation, biological process: secondary metabolite biosynthetic process; amino acid activation for nonribosomal peptide biosynthetic process. The record is from RefSeq and is a predicted model, not a curated record. Gene Ontology annotation, molecular function: phosphopantetheine binding.